Colletotrichum scovillei is the source of this 618-nucleotide messenger RNA. RefSeq lists its product as uncharacterized. NCBI's taxonomy places the organism in Eukaryota, Fungi, Ascomycota, Sordariomycetes, Glomerellales, Glomerellaceae. The record is from RefSeq and is a predicted model, not a curated record. The transcript is spliced from 3 exons. The coding region runs from base 1 to 618 and encodes 205 amino acids.
AUGUCGAGAGCGCAAAGACAACACAGCAGAUGCAUCAAGACUCUAUUGUGCCAGCCCCGCCGCUGCGCACUCCACGCCUGCCUGUACCCGUCCUGCCCGGCCCCGCGCGCCGACGAUCCGCUCCUCGUCUCCGCGAGCCAGUUCUGUACGGGCCACGAGUGCCGGGCUGCGGGAUGUCACGGCGCCGCGAGACCGAACGCAAGUUUCUGCGACGCGGUCCACGCCUGCGUCGUUCCCGGGUGCCCUUCCCCGCGCGGAGUUGGUACCAGUGGCGAACUCGGAGCCGGUGGCUCCGGAUCGGUAUGCUGCGCCUUACACACGGCUAUGAUUGCCCGCGACACCGCGGGCUGGAGCACUGCUACCGAGCGCAAGAACGUGCCCACGCCGCCUUCCUCCCCGCUGCCGCAGAGACAGAAGCAAAGAUUCCCGUACCUCAGUCAGACGGAGGAGGCGCUGGGAAUGCGGUUCAAGGAAGAGAGAGAGAGGCAUGAUCAGGAGGCUAGACUUGCGGAGGAGACGAGGGCUUGGCAUGCUGUUACCACGGCUGCUGCUGCUCGGGGCGGAAACGGUGAGAUUGAGGUUGUUGGGGGGGUUGGAGACAAGGGGCAAGAGGCAUAG